Carassius carassius (crucian carp) is the source of this 2098-nucleotide messenger RNA. Its product is annotated as NLR family CARD domain-containing protein 3-like. The record is from RefSeq and is a predicted model, not a curated record. Lineage: Eukaryota; Metazoa; Chordata; Actinopteri; Cypriniformes; Cyprinidae. Gene Ontology annotation, molecular function: protein binding. The annotation marks the transcript as partial. The transcript is spliced from 4 exons.
UCAACGUGAUUAUGAAAGCUGAAACAUGUGCAAGUGUAAAUGCUCCAUUAAUGAUUGGAAACACCUUUAAUAAAGCAGUAUACCUUUGUGCUCCAAUAAAUGAAAAACAGAAAUCCUCAGAGAUGGCAGCGGAACGGAGAGAAAAACAAAAAAAUUUUAGGCUGCAAUUCUUGAAAACUCACAAAACCAACAUGAAGAAAAAAGCCAAAUAUAUUUUUGAGUACAAGAAAGAAAAUGAAGUACAUCUCAAGGCUGUUUACACAGAACUGUUCAUCACAGAGGGAGAUAUGAAAGAUGUCAAUCGCGAACAUGAGAUUCAACAGAUUGAUGAUACUCUAAAGACCCAGAACUCACAGGACAAACCAAUUAACUGCAAUGACAUAUUUACAUUAUUAAGGGAAAACAAUGAGGAAAAGAUUGUGCUGACCAAGGGCAUUGCUGGCAUUGGAAAAACAGUGUCUGUGCACAAGUUAAUCCUGGACUGGGCAGAAGAAGAAGCCAAUCAGGAAAUAGAUUGUGUGUUCCUGCUUCCAUUCCGAGAUAUAAACUUAAUGAAAAAUAAAGAUGUCAGUCUCCAUGAAUUUCUGGUGAAAUUUUAUCCUGAACUGAAGGACUUGGACGAAGCAAUGCUAUAUAAGGAAUGUAAGCUUGCAUUUAUAUUUGAUGGACUUGAUGAGAGUCGCCUGCUUCUAAAUUUUGAAAGUAGUUCUCUGAACACUGUUGAUGAAAGAGCAUCUGUAGAUGUACUGUUUACAAGUCUGGUCAAAGGGACAUUGCUUCCAUCAGCUCUCAUCUGGGUGACCUCACGACCAGCAGCGGCCAAUCUGAUCCUUCCAGAGUAUGUAGGUUUGUACACAGAGGUGCGAGGAUUCAAUGACAAACAGAAGGAGGAGUACUUUAGAAAGAGAAUCACAGAUGAGAGUCUGGCCUCCAUAAUCAUCUCACACAUUAAGAAAUCUCGUAGUCUCUACAUAAUGUGCCACAUUCCUGUGUUCUGCUGGAUCACAGCCAUAGUACUUCAGAAUAUUCUCAAGAAAAAUACAGAGAACAUCAGCACAACACUCACUGAAAUGUACAUUCACUUCCUGCUGAUACAGAUGAAAAUAAAGAACCGGAAGUACGACGAACAAGACGAAAGACAACGUACAAAGCUCUUAGGUUCAAAUAAAGAAAUGCUUUUAAAAUUAGCCAAAUUAGCAUUUGAACAGUUGAAGGAGAAAAACGUUGUUUUCUAUGAGGAAGAUCUGGAAAAAUGUGAUAUUAAAGUGAAUGUUACCACUGAGUUUACAGGAAUGAUUGCUGAGAUCUUUAAGGAGGAAGAUGGACUUCAUGAGACAAAGGUCUUCUGCUUUGUGCAUCUGAGUGUUCAAGAGUUCCUCGCUGCAGUGCAUGUGUUCAUCUGCUACCUGAACAAGAACAUGCAGGAGCUUCAGUUUUUCUUUGAUGAGCCAAAAGAAAAUAUCACAUUGCAGGAGAUACUGCAGGAGGCUGUUGUUAAAGCUAUAAAGAGUGGGAAAGGACAUCUGGACCUGUUCCUGCGGUUUCUGAUGGGCAUUUCACUGAAAUCUAGUCAAAACCUGCUCAAAGGCUUGUUCACACACCCUGAAGCCUCAACAGAAAGCAUCACACAAACAGCUGAAUACAUUAAACUAGUACAAAAUGAAUACAAUAUCUCAGAUGAAACUUCAGUCAAUCUAUUUUACUGUUUACUUGAGCUCAAAGAUCAUUCAUUAUAUGAAGAAAUUCUGAGUUACCUGAGUUCAGAUAAACAUCCAGGAAGAAAACUCUCAUCUUCAAUGUGCACAGUGCUAACCUCAGUACUGCUCAUGUCAGAGAAGGUGCUGGAUGAGUUCAACCCAAAACAAUUCACAUCAUCACAAACAGACUACAAUAGACUCAUUCCUGCGAUGAGAUGCUGCAGAAAAGCACUAUUUGACAACUGUGGUCUUGAUGAAGCAUGCUGUGGAACUGUAUCUUCUGCUUUACAAGCAUCAAAUUCCCAUCUGGCAGAGCUGGACCUGAGUAGCAAUAACCUAGGAGAUUCGGGAGUGAAGCUGCUUGGACUGGAGAGAUUAAACUGUCAACUAAAAAUACUUAG